CUCAUCCAAGCCCAAUCAAAAUUAGCAAUGGCAGUGGCGAAAGCGAGUCUCCUCCUCCUCCUCCCAUCCAAAUUGGAAAUCAGCAGACAAUCUCCCGCUUUCUAUCAUCAUCAUUUUCAUAACCAAAAAUCAUGGGGAUUAAACAACAAGAGUCGACGUGGCGGGAUCUCCAUCUCCUCAUCGCUUCUUGCAACAAUCCACCCUGUGGUUGAAGUUGCAGAGGCUGCGAGCGUGGGUUAUUCAAGUGCCAGCUAUUACACCUCUCUGGGUCUCUUCGUCAUUUCGGUACCAGGUCUCUGGUCCCUCAUCAAGCGCUCCGUUAAAUCAAAGGUGGUGCAGAAGACAUUUAUAGAGGAAGAAAAGAACAAGGGGCCUAACCAGGUGGCCGGAGAAAUUCUUUCCUUCUUCACCCGCAACAACUUCAUGGUGUUGGAUAAAGGAGAGACAAUCACGUUCGAAGGCAUGAUGGUUCCGAGCCGAGGACAAGCAGCACUCCUCACAUUCUGCACCUGUAUCAGCAUGGCAAGUGUAGCCCUGGUGCUUACCAUCACCGUUCCAGAUGUCGGUAACAAUUGGUUCUCUCUCACCCUUCUUAGUCCAUUGGCGUAAGUAUUUACUAUUUGUC
This is a messenger RNA of Cynara cardunculus var. scolymus (artichoke), 625 nucleotides long. Its product is annotated as protein COFACTOR ASSEMBLY OF COMPLEX C SUBUNIT B CCB1, chloroplastic. The coding region runs from base 28 to 609 and encodes 193 amino acids. Lineage: Eukaryota; Viridiplantae; Streptophyta; Magnoliopsida; Asterales; Asteraceae. The transcript has 3 exons. The record is from RefSeq and is a predicted model, not a curated record.